GAUCAAUUUUAUUUAGUGCCGUGCCUUGUGAGGAGCUACAUGAUCUUAUGAACCAGGUGAACCACCAUGACAUCAGCGAAAAUAACCAUUGCGCCAAAUCCAAAAGUUUGGCCUCAAUGGCUCGCAGCAUCAAUAAUCCAUAUACUGGCCGUUCUUUCUGGUCUGAUAGGUGGAUGGACUUCUCCGUAUCUUGCAAAAUUGACGAGGGGGACUGAAUCGUUGACCAUCACCAAUGACGAAGCAUCAUGGAUUGCAUCUCUGUCUCAUUCGUCACAACCACUUGGUUCCACAAUUGCAGCAGCACUAAUUUACAAAUUCGGGGCGAAAAACGCUGUGUUGCUCGGUGGAGUUCCUUACGCUCUUGUCUGGUGCUGCUUUCUGAUUGACGAAUCCGUCCCUUGGAUCUACGCAUCAAAGGUAUUCAGUGGUGUUGCAUUUGGAAUGUUUGCUGGGAGUUUUCCACUGUACAUCGGAGAAAUAGCUAAUCCAAACAUCAGAGGUGCCCUGAUUGGCCUUGUCUCUGAAGGAAAAGCCAUUGGGUACUUACUAGGGACUCUCCUUGGGGCAUACCUAAACAUGGAAACCUUCGCAAUCAUAAGUCUCAUACUGACUGCGAUCUUUUUGUUGUCCUUUUCGUUAUUCCCGAACAGUCCACAUCACCUCAUCAAGAGGAACAGAAUAGAAGAAGCUGGGGAAUCCUUGAAGUGGUACAAUCGCCAAGAUGAUGUGACAGGUGAGUUGGAAGAAUUGAGCGGAUACAUGAAGAAAUCGCAGGAAUUGACUCUCAUCGAAUCCUUCAGGAGUCUGUCAAAACCGCUGAAUAGAAAGACCUUCUUCACGAUUGUCUCCAUUCACGUCUUCAUUCACUUCAGUGGCAUCUACACGAUUCCGAUGUACCUCGAAAUACUUCUCACAACUCUCAAAACUGAUGUCAUAGCUCCAUCUCUGGUUGUGGUAUGUGUCGCUGUAGUCGCCAUUCCAUCGGGACUAAUUUCCAUCUACACGAAUGAUCAAUUUGGAAGACGAACAAUGCUAGCUGUGUCUUCUCUGGGGGCUUCUGUUAAUUUUGCUCUGAUAGGUGUUAACUUCCUGCUAGUCAAGCGAGGAUACGACAGCUCAUGUCUCCAAUGGCUGGCGAUUUCCGAGAUUAUGAUGUACGCAUUCUUCGUACACAUCGGACUCGCCCAAAUUCCUAGUUGCCUUUUGGGCGAGAUCUUUUCACCGGAAUUGAAGGAAAUUGGGUCCUGCAUUGUAAAUAUUCUUUGCGCUUUUGCGGCAUUCGUAGCUAGUAGGAGCUAUCAGCUUUUGCUGGAUGUCACGUCCGAGGAAUUCAUGUUCUUCUUCUACGCAGUUCUGAUUCUUAUGAUCUUCUUUUAUACGAUGGCUGUAGUUCCUGAGACUAAAGGCAAGUCCCUUCAGGAGAUUCAGGAGAUACUGAAGGAAAAGAGUGAGUGGAUUCCGAGUGGACCGAGUCAAAAGUCAGAAAGCAGCGAAUGAGUUCCAUUAUUUUAAAUUUCUUAGGCUGUCCAAUUGUAAAAUUA
Molecule: messenger RNA, 1541 nt
Organism: Fopius arisanus
Lineage: Eukaryota; Metazoa; Arthropoda; Insecta; Hymenoptera; Braconidae
Product: facilitated trehalose transporter Tret1-2 homolog
Exons: 2
Coding region: 67-1497 (476 amino acids)
Biological process (GO): transmembrane transport
Cellular component (GO): membrane
Molecular function (GO): transmembrane transporter activity
Source: RefSeq, a predicted model, not a curated record